AGAGAAAUGGAUCAGACAAUUCAACACUGGAGUCACCAACAACAUCCUUUGCUCCUAAUUAGAAAGGAUGACCAACAAGGACAGCCAACAUCCUUUACUUGCGGAAUAUGUAAACAGUGGGCCGAGGCUUAUACUUACUACGCUUGUGAUCCGUGCAAAUUUUAUGUCCACAAAUCUUGUGCUGAGUUGCCUCAUCAAAUCAACCACCCCUUUCAUCCUUCCCACGGCCUUCUCACUUUAUGUGUUCGCGAAAACUUUUAUUGCUACUCUUGUCACCAAUCAUUCACAAAUACCCUCUGUUUUACAUGUGGUCAAUGCAAUUUUAAAAUGGAUUUGGCAUGUGCUUUGAUGCCCCCCAUAUCAUGUGAAGACCAAGACCACAUUCAGCAUUUCACUCAUCAACACCCGAUGCCACUUGUUAAGGCCGACGACAAUUGCUUUGUAUGUCACUUAACAUGCUCAUCACUUACGGCUUAUGGCUGCACAAAAUGUAAGCACUUCCUUCAUAAAUCUUGUGCUGAGUUGCCGCUGGAAAUCCAACAUUCUGUCCAUCCAAACCACGGCCUUCUCACCCUCGUUGUUACGCAUGACUAUUUCACAUGCAGUUUAUGUGAAAAGAGAGAUAGGCAGACUUUGUUUUUUAAAUGUCAUAGCUGUAGCUUUCAGUUGUGUGUGAAAUGUGGUACGACGGUGAAAGGAAUCAAUAGCAUUAGGUACCAAGACCAUGAGCACCUUCUUUGUUUUUUGGAAGAGAACCCAUACACUGAACUUGGUCCUUGCAAUGGUUAUGAUGCCUAUUGUAGACACCCAGUUCUCUCAAAUAGCAUUGAACUUUCUCAUACCCAGUGUUCUAUAUUCCAUUGUUUGGAUUGUGAUUUCAAAGUGCACUUGCUAUGUGGUCCGUUACCAUCAAUCAUUAAAUUCAAGUACCAUGUAGACCCCCUCAUCCUUGUGGAUUCGUUCGAGGAAGACGAUUCGGGUGAAUAUUAUUGUGAUGUUUGCGAAAGUGAAAGGGAUCCAAGGAUUCGGAUUUAUUAUUGUCAAGAGUGUAAAUUUUUUGCUCAUGUGCACUGCUUGAUUUCUGAGAUUGUAAAUGUGCUAAAGGGAGACCUUACAGCUGUGGAGCUGAAGACAUGUGGAACAAAUCUGUGGAUCUCCGAAGAAAUGAAUGUGGGAGAGGAAGAGCAGGCCAAGUCUUCCAUGACCUUUAAAGAAUUACUUGAUAAAAUACCAGGCCAUGAGCUAAGUUGGUUCAAGGUGGAUUUCGAAUGGGAUACAUCAUCUCAUGAUCAGGAGAAUAAGCAGGGACAAGGAGUUAGCAGCCAAAGGACUAGUGAUCAACUUGAUCUUAGGGAUGAGUAUAUUGACGAGCUUCUACGACUUUCCCGUUUUACCGCGGACGAUUUUAGCAGUUUCUCAUACUCACUUAGGAGAAACUUUUACAGAAGAAAGUUGAAAAUAAACGUUAGCGACUUAGCAUUAAAGAUUGUUGAAGUUAAAGGUUACAAGGUACCUUUUACUUUGGCCCCUGUUUUGAAAAUCUUACUUCGCAAAACUGAUGAAGGUAUUUUUCGGUUUUCUGAGUCAUCAACAGAAAUGAAGAGCAUUGCCGUUUCCUUUUUAUGUAAGGUGGUGAAGCAAUUGCGCAGUACCAUGGUCCAAGACAUCACUCACGAUCUUCUUCAAGAUUGGUAUUUCUACGUGGAAUUCGCUUAUUGGAGGGUCGACUUUGAAGUUGAUUUUCUAAAGCAAUCUCUACAGAAGAUCACAAAAGCCUUUUUUAAUUCUCAAUUAAAAAAACUCCAAGUGGACGUCCCUAAAACAAUAAAGCAAAAACUUGAUGACUUCAAAAAUAAACUUGAGAAAUGUGAGAAAUUUCUUGAGACUUCUCCAGAUCCGACAUUCACAAAAGCGUGCUUGGAUGAGGCUGCAAAGUUGGAGUGGAAAACUGCAAGCGAAUUUCUAAAGUUGUCUUGAUGUGCCCUUAAUUUGUUUCGUAUAGUAAUGAGAAUUGGGAUAAUGUUGUUGAUUUUACAUAA
Molecule: messenger RNA, 2039 nt
Organism: Morus notabilis
Lineage: Eukaryota; Viridiplantae; Streptophyta; Magnoliopsida; Rosales; Moraceae
Exons: 2
Coding region: 7-1977 (656 amino acids)
Source: RefSeq, a predicted model, not a curated record